AGCCCUGUGGAAGGUUCCUAAGUCUGUCAAGAUCAGGGAGAACAAAGAUAAUGAGAAGUUCAAAGUUCACUGCAGCAGGUAUCUUCACAUCCUGGUUAUCAGAGACAAGGAGAAGGCAGAGAAACUGAAGCAGUUGGCAGUGAAGGAGCUGAAAUGAUCCAGACCUCUGCAUAUGAAUAUUAAAAACCCUGAAAAGUCAAAAAAGAAAAAAGUGUAUUGUGUUGCCUGAGUAGCAUAACAAUUAGGAGUAAUUAUAGAAUAUCAAAGAUAAUAUAUUUGUAUAAAGUAGUAUUUUUACCUAACACCUUGAUAAGGCUUUAAUUAUAGUACAUAGAUUUCUAGACUCAGGAAGUUCACUUGGCUCUGUUCAUUUUCCUUACAGUCUUAUCCUCAUGGAUCAGUCUUCUAGUACUUCAGAUAGGCUACAAAGCUUUUGAUUCUUUCUAUAAAAGGAAAAAAGCAAAAUGUCAAAAUACUAUCUUGAAUUUCAGUCACAAAUCACACACACAUAUGGUUUUUCUGUGGGAAAUAUUUCCAAACAAUUGUGCCUUUAUGUGUUCAUGUAUGACAACUGUCAGAUUUUUUUUUCAGCAUGUUUUGAACCAGUAAGAUGAAUACAUUUUUCUAAAUUGAUUUUUCUUAUUAAGAUGGGCAGAAAAUUUUUGCUAAGAUCUACAACUUACAAAUAGACUUUUAUUUUAAAACAUUUUAAAGUGAAAACUCAAAAUUACAGACAGCAAGCCUUAUAGUGUUUUCUAGAAUUAAUUUCUAAAUUUUCUAACCCAAGUAACCUAACCUUUUGAAACUAUUUUCAUUUUGUGCACCUUAUGGGUUAUAGUAGAGAUUAAGUUAGCUGUUUCAUAUAAAACACUUAAAAUAGAAUCUUGCAUAUGAUAAGUACUUGGCAAGUUGUCAGCUGCUAUUUUUUAACUCCAGUAAAAUUCAAAGAACAUACAUUAACAUGCCAUCUGUAUAUAAGGAAUAUUAUUUGUUUUAUAGAUAAUCUUAAUGCAUCUCUUUGUAAAAGAAAAUAUUUCUUUUGAUUAUUUUAAUUAUGUGUAUUGUAUAGAGUGUGGUAUGUACAAGUGUCCACAGAGGUUAGGGGUGUGAGAUCCCUGGAGCUGGGGUUACAGUACUUGUAAGCCACUUGAGUGCUAGGAAUAAAACUCAGGUCCUCAAAAGGAGCAAGAUGUGUUUACUCUUAACCACUGAGAUACUUCUCCAGACCAAACCUUCUAUCUUGGUGGAAGGAGACAUGGAAAAUAAACAAAUGACCCAAUCAACCAAAACAUUCCUGUACUGAGUAUCUGCAAACUUUAGUGUAUUUUCUUCUGUUUAUAUAUGCAUGUACAUUAAGAUCAUUUCAGUAUUAGGGCAGAGUCAAUUUAAUCAAUUUAAACAAUAAAUAACAGUGCAUAUUCAAGUAUGGUGGUAAAUUCUGAGGGAAAGUAAAACAGUAGAAAAAGGGAUUGUAUGUGACAGGAAUGGGACUACUGUUUUAAGCAGAUUACUGGGUCAGGGAGACUUCAUCAAAGUAAUACUUAAAUAUUAAUACCUAAAUUAUGGAGUGAGCUGUGUGGUUUCUGAGAACAAAGCAUUAAUUUAUAGUGGUAGAGCAUCAAUGUUCAACAAAGAGAGAAUGCUUAUUUUUAAAUUACUAAUAAGGUUUUCUAUAUAGUAAUAAAAGAUCCUAUUGUUAAAUAAUGUAUAAUAACUUGAAUAUAUUCAUCAUGGGAAAAGAAAAAUAAACAGUUGAUUCUGUCCUAAUAUUAAAAUGAUCUUAAUGUACAUAUAUUCAAAUAUUUGUGUAUAAAUAGAAGAAAAUACACCAAAGUUAGCAGAUACUCAUUAAAGAAAAUGUUCUUGGUUUAAACUCCUUUUACAUUAUUUUAUUUCUCAAUUUUCUUAAUGACAUAAAAACUUUUUAAAAUACAUAAAGUUAAUUUUAAUUCUCACCUUUAGGCCCUACCUUAGUAGAGUAAUGAGUAUUGCACAUACCGUGUCAGACAUCACUUACUAGUUAUAUUUACUAUUAAAUAAUAAACAUAAAGAAUGGAAGUCUAACAGGUGUACUUUUAUUGAUGAUCCAUAGUGUUGUUCAGCCAAGCAGAGAACAGACCAUUCUUACAUAGAGGUCUGAGAUGGAGUAAACCAUUAUUAAAGUGCACAGCUGCUAAAGAAGCUGUACUCUACAUGUCUAAAUACUGGAGAGAAGGGGGUAGUUUGAGAAGUUUUAGAAACUCUUUUAAAGGUGCCAGUCCCUCACUCUGCCUGAGUACUGAAUGUCAGAUAUACAGGGCUAAUUCUAGAAAGCAGCUGUUGGGACCUAUAGUUAAAGAGGCCACAUUUUGCUGAGAAACAAAUUUUCAAUGAGCUCGAUGUAGUACAUCUUUCUGAGCAUUGUUGAUAUUAGUUGAGACUAUAUAAAUUAAAUAGCAUACGACUAGUUUUUCUCUACAAACAUAGUUAUUCUAGACUGAUCCUAACAAAAUGUAAAGCUAAUACUAAAAGAUAUCAAGUUGAACUACUAAUAAAUUAACUUCAUCCCAAACAUAAUACAUUUUGAAGGAAGUCCAGACUUUGAGCAGCAUAAAACCCUCAGUGUCCAGCUCUAUGAGGUCUGCAAAUGAAAACCAAUGGUGUUUAGUAUCUAUUCCUGUUAAAGCUCUUCAAUAAUUAACAAUAUAAUAGGUUUUCCUCAAUGAAAAGUACCAAGAAAUCACAAAGUAUACUAUUAAAGGAAAACAUUUAACAGACUUUUUAAAUUAGAAAUAUUCAGAAGUUUUUACCAUAUUGAAGUGAGAAAAAGAAAUGAGUAGCAGUAAUUGGAAAAUAAAACUUGCCAUGGGUUAAUCUAUUUAGAAAGCUUCACACAAAAAAAUCAUGACUUGUUUUCUCUUCUACCAUCCGAGUCCUGGCAAUUAAAUUCAGGUUAUCAGGAUUUGGUGGUUAAGUGCCUUUAUCUGCUGAGCUUUCAUGUUGGCCCCAAUGUAAUUUUUUUCCUUUAUAUUUUUGGGUUUGGGACAGAGUAUUUUUUGUAGCCUAGACUGAUGGGAAAUCAUGACCUUCCUUGCUUAGCCACCCAAGUGGAUUGUAGUACAUACAACCACACCCAGAUCAAUUCCUUACAAAUUAAAUCUAACUGCAUUUUUCAGAAAGCCGGUAUGAUUUAAGUUUUUUUGUGGAUGAGUGUAGCUAGUGUGUAUUAAAGAGGAGGAGCUCAGAAAAUAGCUGUGCCACAUACAAGAUUGAAGGGCCACAGCAUCUGUGGAGUUUGACGUUUAUAUACAGUUAAAUAACCUAGAUGAUGUGUGCCUGUGUAGGAUAGGGAAGAAUGGGCUAUUAAAGGCAAAGUAAAGUAACUCCUUUUACCCUUGAUCCAUAGUCAAUUCUUAGUUAAUAAAUUAAAAGAAAACCUCCAAAACAAUGCAGGAAAAUGUUCUUACGAUAUAAACUCCUAGAAGAAAGAGCCAAAUGCACAUUUCAGAACAGAAAUAACUUGCAUUUCUAAUACUCAACUUUUAAUUGUAUUUUUUAUUUUGAGGAACCAUUGAGUGACUCAUAUGCAGUUUUAAGAGGUGGAGAAAUCGUCCAUCUGGACUUUGCCUAACCUGGUCCAGCAGUCACAUUUACAGCACUUUAGUCAGCAAAACUGUACAAUCUAAAGUGGACUGCAUUUUGCAAGAAGUUGAGAAGUUUACAGACCUAGAGAAACUCUACCUCUACCUUCAACUGCCUUCUGGUCUCAGCAGUGCAGAGAAAAGUGAUCAGAAUGCCAUGUCAUCUAGCCGGGCACAGCAAAUGCAUGCCUUUUCCUGGAUUCGAAAUACCUUAGAGGAGCAUCCUGAGACUUCACUCCCCAAACAAGAAGUCUAUGAUGAAUACAAGAGCUAUUGUGACAAUCUUGGCUACCAUCCAUUAAGUGCUGCUGACUUUGGAAAAAUCAUGAAGAACGUCUUUCCAAACAUGAAGGCACGCCGUUUGGGCACUAGAGGCAAAUCUAAAUAUUGCUACAGUGGACUAAGGAAAAAAGCUUUUGUUCAUAUGCCAACACUGCCCAACCUUGACUUUCAUAAAACUGGAGAUGGGUUGGAAGGAGUUGAACCAUCUGGGCAGCUUCAAAAUAUUGAUGAGGAAGUUAUCUCUUCUGCUUGCCGUCUUGUGUGUGAGUGGGCCCAGAAAGUGUUAAGCCAGCCAUUUGACACAGUCUUGGAAUUAGCCCACUUCCUUGUAAAGAGUCAUUAUAUAGGCACCAAGUCAAUGGCAGCUCUGACUGUGAUGGCAGCAGCACCAGCAGGACUUAAAGGAAUUCCCCAGCCUUCUGCUUUUAUACCUACAGCUGAAAGUAAUUCCUUUCAACCUCAAGUAAAGACUUUGUCAUCUCCAAUUGAUGCUAAACAGCAGUUGCAACGGAAAAUUCAAAAAAAGCAGCAAGAACAGAAACUACAGUCCCCAUUGCCAGGAGAAUCCUCAGCAAAAAAAACAGAAGGCACUACAGCCAACGGAGUGGCUAAUCUACCCAACGGGAACCCUGCGAUCCUUUCUCCCCAGCCCAUUGGGAUUGUGGUGGCAGCUGUUCCUAGUCCCAUUCCGGUCCAGCGGACGAGGCAGUUAGUAACUUCACCCAGUCCGAUGAAUUCUUCUGAUGGCAAGGUUCUUCCCCUCAACGUGCAGGUAGUCACUCAGCACAUGCAGUCUGUGAAACAGACACCAAAGACUCCUCAGAACGUCCCAGCCAGUCCUGGUGGGGACCGUUCUGCCAGGCACCGCUACCCUCAGAUCUUACCCAAGCCAGCAAACACCAGUGCGCUCACCAUCCGCUCUCCUACAACUGUGCUGUUUACCAGCAGUCCCAUCAAAACUGCUGUGGUACCUGCGUCACACAUGAGUUCUCUAAAUGUGGUGAAAAUGACAACAAUAUCCCUCACACCCAGUAACAGUAAUGCACCUCUUAAACAUUCUGCCUCCGUCAGCAGUGCUACUGGAACAACAGAGGACUCCAGGAGCAUCCCUCAGAUCAAGAAUGGUUCUGUUGUUUCUCUCCAGUCCCCUGGGUCCAGGGCCAGCAGCACUGGGGGAACCUCUGCUGUGGAAGUCAAAAUGGAACCAGAAGGUUCAUCAGAUGAGCAUCCUCUGCAGUGCCAAGAGAACUCUGAGGGGACUAAAGCUCCUCUGGCCACAUCUAGUGCCCUUUGGGGACAGAAAAGUAAUACAGAUGGAACAGUAUCAAAACCUUCUAAUGAAGGAGUCACAGAAGUGAAAACAACUAAGGUCUGUGACCAGAGGACCAAAUGUAAAAGUCGCUGUAAUGAAAUUCUGCCAGGCAUCUCAGCAGGCAAUAAUCAAAGCACUGUUACUCUCUCGGUUGCUACUCAGAACUUACCUUUCACCAGCACCAGCUCACCAUCUAAUGGUGACUCAGUAAAUAAAGACCCUAAAUUAUGCACUAAAAGUCCAAGAAAACGACUGUCUGCUACACUGCAAGAGUCUCAGGUGCCUCCUGUAAAGAAACCAAUUGUGGAACAGCUUUCUGCAGUUACUACCGAAGGUCAGAAACCAGGCACUGUUAAAAAGGACCAAAAGGUUCCACAUUCAGGGAAAACAGAAAGCUCAACAGCAGGUGCUCAGCCUCCUAACAAGGUGUCACUCAGUGUCAGUUCACACAUUGUAGAGGAUCAGCCCUUGAACCCUACUCUUGUCGCCAGUGAAUCAGCUCUGGAGCAGCAGACAACGCCAUCAUCGUCUCCGGAUGUAAAAGUAAAACUUGAAGGGAGUGUCUUUCUUUUGGACCGUGAGUCAAACUCAGAUGGCAGCUUUAAUCGUAACGAAUGGCAACAAGUUACUAAGGAUUCUGACUUCAUAUCUGCCAGCUGUGAGCAACAGCAAGACAUUAGUGUGAUGACAAUUCCUGAGCAUCCUGACAUCCAUGAUUUAGAGAAGUCUGUUUGGGAAUUAGAAGGGAUGCCACAGGACACAUACAGCCAGCAGCUCCAUAGCCAGAUACCAGAAUCUUCUCUGAAUGAAAUACAAGCACAGUCUUCAGAUCAGUUACCGUUGCAGUCGGAACUGAAAGAGUUUGAGUCUUCUGUUUCCCAGACAAAUGAAAGCUACUUUCCUUUUGAUGAUGAACUUACACAAGAUAGCAUUGUGGAAGAGCUGGUGCUUAUGGAGCAGCAGAUGUCAAUGAAUAACUCACAUUCUUAUGGUAACUGCUUGGGAAUGACCCUUCAGAGUCAGUCAGUAACUCCAGGAGCUCCAAUGUCAUCUCAUGGUUCCAGCUCUCACUUCUAUCAUCCAAUCCAUAGCAAUGGCACUCCAAUUCACACACCUACACCCACACCCACUCCUACACCAACUCCGACCCCAACUCCAACCCCAACAUCUGAAAUGAUUGCUGGGUCUCAGAGUCUGUCACGGGAGAGCCCUUGUUCCAGGCUUGCCCAGACAACACCUGUGGAUAGUGCUUUAGGAAGUAGCCGACACACACCCAUUGGUACUCCUCAUUCUAAUUGCAGCAGUAGCGUCCCUCCAAGCCCUGUUGAAUGCAGGAAUCCAUUUGCAUUCACCCCAAUAAGCUCCAGUAUGGCAUAUCACGAUGCCAGCAUUGUCUCAAGCAGUCCUGUAAAACCAAUGCAAAGACCCAUGGCCACUCACCCUGAUAAAACCAAGCUUGAAUGGAUGAAUAAUGGGUAUGGUGGGGUUGGUAACUCAUCAGUUUCUGGUCACGGCAUUCUCCCAAGCUAUCAGGAACUAGUAGAAGAUCGUUUCAGGAAACCUCAUGCUUUUGCUGUGCCCGGACAGUCGUAUCAGUCUCAGUCCAGACACCAUGACACUCAUUUUGGUCGUCUGACUCCCGUCUCUCCUGUGCAGCAUCAAGGUGCCACUGUAAACACCAACAAGCAAGAAGGGUUUGCAGUCCCCGCUCCUCUUGAUAAUAAAGGAACUAAUUCAUCUGCCAGCAGCAAUUUCAGGUGCCGGAGUGUAAGCCCUGCUGUCCAUCGCCAACGGAAUCUUAGUGGAAGCACCCUCUAUCCUGUGUCUAAUAUCCCACGGUCUAAUGUAACCCCCUUUGGAAGUCCAGUGACCCCAGAAGUUCAUGUUUUCACAAAUGUUCACACAGAUGCAUGUGCCAACAACAUAGCUCAAAGAAGUCAGUCAGUUCCAUUAACAGUCAUGAUGCAGACAGCCUUCCCUAAUGCUCUGCAGAAGCAAACAAACAGUAAAAAAAUCACUAAUGUUUUGUUGAGUAAACUCGAUUCUGACAAUGAUGAUGCAGUGAGAGGUUUGGGAAUGAACAACGUGCCCUCCAAUUACACAGCCCGGAUGAAUCUCACUCAGAUUUUGGAAACUUCCCCUGUUUUUCCUAGUGCCAAUUCACAAAAUAUGAUCGAUUCCAGCACUUCUGUUUAUGAAUUCCAAACACCAUCUUACCUCACCAAAAGUAAUAGCACCGAUCAGAUCAGUUUUUCUCCUGGAGAUAAUCAAGCACAAUCUGAAAUUGGAGAACAGCAGUUAGAUUUCAAUAGCACUGUUAAAGACCUGUUGAGUGGAGACAACCUGCAAACCAGCCAGCAGCUGGGAGGUCAGGUAGCAUCUGAUCUCACCAACACUGCAUCUGAUUUCCCUAGCGACAUCAGGUUGUCUUCUGACCUCUCAGGCAGCAUCAAUGAUUUGAACACCUUAGACCCAAAUCUACUGUUUGAUCCAGGUCGUCAGCAGGGACAGGAUGAUGAAGCCACACUGGAAGAAUUAAAGAAUGACCCACUGUUUCAACAGAUUUGCAGUGAGUCAAUGAACUCUAUGACUUCAUCAGGUUUUGAAUGGAUAGAAAGCAAGGACCAUCCUACUGUUGAAAUGUUGGGAUGAAUUGUGUUUUAUAUAAUAUGUAGCACACUGUAUCUAAAGACAUAUGUAUUGUAUUUGUCUUAAUGGAAGUGCCUCCCGCAGCAGAAACACUAUUAAUUGUAACAUUUUAAAGGCGUUUGCUGCAGAAGUGGUUUCUUCAGUAGGAAAUGGUUAGACUUGCCUCAGUGCUGGACACGUUUCUGAAGACAGUAGGCUGUAGAGCAAGUAUUAGGUUUUAAAUUUUAUAAUGUUCCCCAUUUAAUCACAUUUGCUAGUAAAGAAUCCAGCUUUUUACGAGA
Molecule: messenger RNA, 8144 nt
Organism: Rattus rattus (black rat)
Lineage: Eukaryota; Metazoa; Chordata; Mammalia; Rodentia; Muridae
Gene: Rfx7
Product: regulatory factor X7
Exons: 9
Coding region: 3778-7866 (1362 amino acids)
Biological process (GO): regulation of transcription by RNA polymerase II
Molecular function (GO): RNA polymerase II cis-regulatory region sequence-specific DNA binding; DNA-binding transcription factor activity, RNA polymerase II-specific
Source: RefSeq, a predicted model, not a curated record